CGCCUUCUCUUCCCUGCCUCCCUCCCUUUCUCCCCUUUAUAUUAUGAUGGCCAUGCAGUACGAUCGUUAUGAGUCACCUACCGUAGAUCGGGUUGUUGAUGAUAAAUUGCCAUCCGACACGAGGCGAGAACUGGAGAAGCACAUUGUCUUGAGUGACGCAUCACAAACGACGAGGCUAGGGUCAAAAACGCGUAUCCUACGAGCUUCCGAUGUUCUGUUAUCCUUAGCGGGCAGAUCGACGAGCGGUAUGCUGCUUCCCGGUUACCUACAUAUCGAUGCAUGAGGGAUACUUUAUGGGGAGCUAAUCAAGCAUGAAUGGGAGUACUAGAUACGCAGGAACCAUCGGUUGCCGUUGAAAACUUCCAGGAAGUGCUUCGUUUGUAUCCACCGUUCCGAGAUGACGACGGUGCUAUUCUUGGGGCGGUCGAUAUCCGAUGCCCGGACUGUGAUGCGGUCUUUUCCUCCCAGAAGGAAUUGAAGCAGCAUUACCUGACCAAGUACUGUCCUGGGACUGCGGUUGCUGUAUAUGUGAUGACACGAGAUCGUUUAAUCACAAAGGGCUACCGUAUGGAAAAGCGAUUUAUUCCACUAGAUUCUCGACCAGUUCGAUUCUACUGCGGUAGUUGCGAGAGACAUUUUGCCGUCGACGACGGUAAACUUCUAGAUAGACAGCGACAUGUUCCAUCGUAUGUCCAGUGCGGACAUUGUGGAGAAAAGUGCAACAUCUCGUC
This is a messenger RNA of Aspergillus pseudotamarii, 731 nucleotides long. RefSeq lists its product as uncharacterized. The transcript has 5 exons. The record is from RefSeq and is a predicted model, not a curated record. Bases 44 to 283 code for a protein of 79 amino acids. NCBI's taxonomy places the organism in Eukaryota, Fungi, Ascomycota, Eurotiomycetes, Eurotiales, Aspergillaceae.